Chinchilla lanigera (long-tailed chinchilla) is the source of this 8793-nucleotide messenger RNA. It is a transcript of the gene Zdhhc21, whose product is annotated as zinc finger, DHHC-type containing 21. Gene Ontology annotation, biological process: peptidyl-L-cysteine S-palmitoylation; protein targeting to membrane. The record is from RefSeq and is a predicted model, not a curated record. Gene Ontology annotation, molecular function: protein-cysteine S-palmitoyltransferase activity. Gene Ontology annotation, cellular component: Golgi apparatus; endoplasmic reticulum. NCBI's taxonomy places the organism in Eukaryota, Metazoa, Chordata, Mammalia, Rodentia, Chinchillidae. Bases 340 to 1137 code for a protein of 265 amino acids. The transcript is spliced from 9 exons.
UAGUAAUGUCAUUUGUUCUUAGGGUGGUAAGCAGUACGCUUAACCAGUUUAUAACUUUUUUGUUUCCUUCCUGAAGAAUGCUACCACCCUCCACUUGGUCCUCAAGCCCAAAAGUUGGAAACCACUCUCUGCUGUGCUUUUUGUUAUCAGUUGACCACUAGGUUCUCAUGGAGAACUGUUACUGAAGAGAGGUCCAUUUGGUGGGAUGUAAUUUAAUAAAGAAUGAAUCGAGAUAAAACUUCUAAAUGCAAGAACCAGAAAAAUCGCAGCACAUCUUGGUGAAUUUGCAGUUGGGUUGUCUUUCCUUGGGUGUUUGCCAGGUACUCAUAGGACUGUAAAAUGGGUCUCCGGAUUCACUUUGUUGUUGACCCACAUGGUUGGUGCUGCAUGGGUUUGAUUGUCUUUGUCUGGUUGUACAAUAUUAUUUUAAUUCCCAAAAUCGUCCUCUUUCCACACUAUGAAGAAGGACAUAUUCCUGGCAUACUAAUAAUAAUAUUCUACGGCAUUGCUAUAUUUUGUCUGGUUGCCUUAGUGAGGGCCUCCAUAACUGACCCAGGACGACUCCCUGAGAACCCUAAGAUUCCACAUGGAGAACGGGAGCUCUGGGAAUUAUGUAACAAGUGUAACCUGAUGCGGCCGAAGCGCUCCCAUCACUGCAGCCGCUGCGGCCACUGCGUGAGGAGGAUGGACCACCACUGUCCAUGGAUUAACAAUUGUGUUGGUGAAGAUAAUCACUGGCUUUUUCUGCAAUUGUGUUUCUACACUGAACUUCUUACUUGCUACGCACUGAUGUUUUCUUUCUGCCAUUAUUAUUAUUUUCUUCCACUAAAAAAGCAUAAUUUGGACCUCUUUGUUUUUCGGCAUGAAUUGGCCAUCAUGAGGCUUGCUGCCUUCAUGGGCAUCACCAUGUUAGUUGGAAUAACGGGACUCUUCUAUACACAGCUAAUUGGCAUCAUCACUGAUACAACAUCUAUCGAGAAAAUGUCACACUGUUGUGAAGAAACCUCGAGGCCCCGAAAGCCGUGGCAGCAGACCUUCUCAGAAGUUUUUGGCACUCGCUGGAAGAUCCUGUGGUUCAUUCCUUUCAGGCAGAGGCAGCCACUGCGAGUUCCCUACCACUUUGCCAAUCAUGUCUAAACAGAUGGACGGUGGGCACAGAUGGGUCCUCCACGCUGGAAAUGCGUUACAGGUUUUGUGAUAAUAGAACUAUGACAGUCUUCAAGUCAAUUAAAAUCCACCCACCAAUCUUAGGCCUCAUAAUGUGCCCCAGGCUUUAUUUUAAUAGUGAUCUUGAUCCUGUUGUGGGACUAAUCCAAGAUCUAUAUUUAAGUUUUAAAGCAUGUUUACUUUUAAAUUAGCUUUCCACAGGGAUUUCUUUAAAUGCUUUUGUUAUUAAACUCAAAGGCAGUGAUUGGGAGAAGUAAUUGUACAUAAAUUUCUUCUAGUACUGACAGUGUUACAGAUUUUAAUUUGUGGGAGAUUUCAGAUGUUUAUUUAAAUUUUCACUUUUAAGCAGUACUAACCAAAUCUGAAUUUAAUUCUUCAGGUUUUACAAAACUUGAUACGCCUUCUUAUAUGUAAAUUUUUUUUCAAAUACAAAUUAAAAUACUUAAUACUUUUUUAUAUGUGCUGCAAGAUUUUUUAAAUGCAGCUUCAGAGUGAACAGUAAGGGCAGUGUUUUCUUAGGAGCAGCUUUCUGAUGUGUUCUCCUCUUCACCAAAACCAAAAUUAAAAAAGAAUCACUGAGAAAAAAUACCAACUACUUACCUUAUUAUAAAGAAAAAAUUAAUUUUUUCACAUUAAUUUUUCUCUUUGCUGUAAUUAUUGAUUGCCGUUAGAGUAUUUGUUCCCAGAAGAAAUUUGUGACCAGUGGUCAUACAUUCCUGUUUUAUCCUUAGAGUUUAAUGAACAAAAAUGGUAGAAAAUCUGCAAUAAUUUCUGUUACUUUUGCUAGUGUGGUAUGUUAGAAUGCUUACAUUUUUAAAAUACUAUAUAACUUGAUAAUAUAUAAUGUACAGUAUAAAGAGGAGGAAUAUUGUGCUUUUAAAUAAAUAUAUACUUUUUACUUGUAUUUAUCUACUAGUAGGUGUAAAAUUACACAUUGAAAGUUUAGACAGAUAGAUGUCAGGCAACUCAUAUUGAAAUUUUAUUUACUAGUAACUAGUAAGUCAGUCAUAAACAGCAAGUUACUGGUAAGGGUGACUAAGUUUUAUGCACCAGUAAUCACCUAAAUAGAAGUUAAAUUUCCAUUGGCCUACAAGUUGUGUUGCUCUAGAGACCUUUUAUUAGUAGCUUAUGUUAGGAAAUGAUUGUACAAUAAUGAAAUAAUAAUGAUCUAUAUUUAUUAUUAGCCUUAUACAAAUUUAAAUUAUUAGUAGUAAUGAUCUCUUGGAAAACAAAGAACAUUUGUGUGAAAAAAUACUUAGUGUGCUUUGAAAAAAUUUACCUUUUAGUUUUUCCAUUAGAAUUCUGCAAAAUCCAUGUUUUUAAAAACAUUAUGUACUUAGCAUUUUCCCUUAAGAGAAGAUUAAAAGAGUCUGCUAUUCUUGGACCAUAUUGGUACUUUUCUUUUAAUUUUGAAAGGAAGGGAUCAUACCUGGGAUGCAGUGAAGCAGAAGGUUACUGUUGUUAGCCAAUUGGCUAUACUAUGGCUAUCCUUUCAGAAAUUGUAAAGACCUUCUAAAAUAUUCUGAAAUUAUAGAAUAAGUUCUUUCAGAGAUAUUAGUAUCAUGUUUUUUGUGUUUUAAUUAUGUUUUACUACUUAAAAAGUUAGAAGUGGCGGAUGAAAGUAUAUAUUGGUGCUGAUAAAAUGUAUAUAGUAAAUUUAAUAUAAAAAUAUAGAUUAAUGAAACAAAAUUAGUGUCAGAAACAUCGGUUCAAUCUCGUGAAAUCUGAUUAACCAAAUUUGUUGGCAACAGAAAUAGUACGAGGAAGUAGACUGUAUAUUACAGGUGGAUGUCAGCUGAUUGCCCUGUGUUGCGUACGUUCCCGUCACGUGAGGACCGUGAGAAGACAGCUGAGCCAAGUGCAGGCUUAGAGAGCUUUAUGGGUGUAUUCAUGUGUGGCAGUAGCUAUCGUGGGGGAGGCCUCUUUCCUCUUCAAGGGUUUGUGUUUUUGGUGUUCUUAGAUUUACCACUUCUGGGGCGUAUCUUCCCUUUUCUCUUCACGUCCCCUGGUCCUGUUCCCUCUGUAUGCAGUUCCUCUAAGCUACACCACUGGGAACUAAAGCGCUAGAUAAGCAUAUGCUGGUUUCUUGUGAAUGGCAGAAAAGCUACUCACACUACAUGUGCAGAACAGUCGGUCUUAAUGUACAUCCAUAUAGGCGUAUGCUGUAGCUUUCAUUGUUCUCAGGUUACCGCCCUUAACCCUGCUGUGGGGGUUACAGUUCUUGUUAGACUACUGGAGAAGCCACUUGGCAGUUUCCUGGGGAUUACAUCAACUCUGUUCUCUCUGCGCCCUCUUUUGGCUAAUUGAUGUAAUUGUAUUGGCUCUAGGGGUGUCCCGUCCCAAAAGUAAAUUUUACACACAAAUUUUGAGCAUAUCAGAGGAAAAGUGUAUGUAUAAACAUGUAAAAUGUUAUGAAAAUGAAUGUUACUAUUUAUGAUUUAUUUUUAAUCCAUAGGAAUGUGUGGACUACUUUGCUUCAUUUCUGUACAUUUUUUUACUGUCAGUACAAUUUCAUAUCAGAUUAGGAUAAACUAGGCAUCUUGUAGUUUAUGUUAAACCUUAUUUUGGCAGAUUAAUUCCUUAGGCUCUUUAAAUUUUGUAGUUUAUUACAAAACACAGAAAUUUAUUGCAGUUACAUGGCAACCAUAUAUGCAGUAUGUUUUACUGGGAAUAUAAAAAUACAUUUAGUUUUUUCUGCCUCGGUGGAGUGACUUUUUUUUAUUGGCUCUACUAUCUUAAAUCAGCUAAUAAGAGAUUAGCACUUUUUCUGUGUGAUUUUUUUAAACUUUCCCAGAGUUAUCCAUGCACCUUUAGAUAUUCUGAAUACUUAUGAAAAUAACCAAAGGUGUUCAACCUUAGAAAAUAUGAGCAAUGAGGUUACUAAUAUAGUCUGAUGUUGACCAAAGCAUGUCUUUAUAAACUUUCCAUUUAAUUUUCGCAAGAUGUUUGAAAGAUGUUUUUACAUUACCAAAGUGAUUUAUUGACUUGUGGAGAUGAAGAGUUUUCACCAGGAUACAGUUCACCUCCUGAACAAUCGUGUUUGUUACUGUCUAUAAACAAAACUGUUUUGAGGCACAAUAUAGGCUGAAGAUCAUUGUCAAAAAUAGACCGAGUUCAGAAUCCCCCAAGCAGUGGAAAUUCAAUUAAAGAGUUCUUGGUACUUUGUAACCUAAAGUUUAAAAAUACUAACCUGAUGUUUCACUGUAUAAAAAUACUAUGCUAUUUUGAGUUGUAAUAAAAGUAUUUGUGGUUAACAUAAGGACAAACAUUUAAGAUUGCAGCUAACAAUAUUAAGCUCUUUUUCAGAAGAAAACAUAGUUUUCUUUCAAUGGCUUUGGCUGUAGCUCAGUGGAAGAGCAUAGGCAAGACCCCGGGUUCAAUCCUUAGCACCAAAAAAAGCAAGUAGAGAACAUAAUUAUGCACAAAAUUCGUCAGAGCAACAGAACUAAAACUUCUGUUAGAACUAGUCAGGGUGUUUUUACUAAUGCCUAGAAGUGUUUUUUUCCCCUAAGGAUGGUGGCUAACUCUACCUGUUGUUUCUUUGAUUUCCAAGUCCCCUCCACACAAGUACCUAGUUGGAGAUACGUUUCGUCCAAAAGAUAUAUUAAUUCUGAAUAAGAAUCAUGAAGACUUAGGAAACACUCUCAAGCAGGAAGUGGUACUAAUUUAGAUUUAGAUUACGGUCCCACAAUUUUCUCUGUGUUAUAGUAUGGGACAUUUUGAGUUACUCUCACCUGUAUUGCUAUAAAAUCACAUUGUGUCUACUUGUGGCUUACUGACAUUAAUAUUCAUUAACAGAGUUUCUGUUUGGAUUAUUUCUAGUCUCUUACUACUUCUCUUAUGCUUCAUGUAUCAUUAGAUUACAUAGUAGCCAAGUUUACUAAACUAUAGUUCCUUCAUUAAGUUUUUUACAUGACCUGUAAUGAUAUACAUAGAUAUGUCUAGAAUUCAUUUGGUAAAGUUUACACUUAAAAACAUAAAGUAGUGUACUGAGAAGUAUUAAAUUUUCAUCCAGUUCUACUACUAUUGCUUUUAAAAAUAUAAGUAUUGGCAAAUGUAGUUAGUAAGUCAUGUAUAUUUAGUAUGUUCUACUUGGUAGUAUUAUUAACCAUGUAAUUAAGAAAUGAGUGUAUUUAAUGUCCCGUUUUUUGCCUUCUAUUAGGAAUUAUCUUCUGAAUUUAUCUAUAAAUCAGAAUUUUCAGUGUACUCUAUAUUUAGCUAUUCUCAUUUGAAUUUUGGAAUAUUCUACAGUAGAAUGUAAGAAAGCAUUAGAAAUUAAUUUGUUUGAGUAUUUUGAACAAAUAUCGUUAUUUACUAUCAUCAAUAUUCAGCGGUCUGCUACUUUGGGGAUGGUGGUUUAACUUCAGGAAAAUGACUUUUCUCUGACUUCUUUCAUUAUCAUUUGCUUUUUUAACAAUAAAAUUCAUUACAUUUUUGUUUGUUAUUCAGAUGUUGCAAUACUGCCUGCUAGUACUAAUUUGAAAUAGAAAUAACAUUUUAAAAUUCUUAAGUGACUGAUACUACUGGUAUUUUUCAUUGUCAUAAUUUUUCCUAUAGCAUAUCCUUUCCCCUUGUUAGCAUAGAGGACAGGUACCAAUGAGUAGUAAGUAGCCAAAAAAUUGAAUAAAGGGGACAGGGCAGCUUGACAAGCUAGAGAGAAGGCUGGAUGAAGGGUGAGUAGUGAGCACUGCAGUAGUGGAGUUGGUGGAGAUCGUUUCUGUUCCGUCAGAGAAUCUCCGUGAGUUCAUCAUUUUAGCCUUAUCUCUUGUUGAUGCAAUUUUACUCUGAAGAGUUGUUAUGCAGGUAAGCAUUUAGCUUGUGUUAUUUAAUCUAAGGUGUUUACAUUGCUCUUUCUAAGUAGUCAAGUACCUCAAGAAGUGAUUUUUAAUUUUAAAUAAGUAUUGUGUAGUGUAUGUUAGCAUGCAGUAUUAAAAGUGUGGAAAAUGCAGGUAUUUAAUGCAGAGGAGAAAUGAAUAGAUUGCCUGAAGUUUGAAAGAACUGAGACCUUUUCUGCAGGUCUCUCUUGGCAAAGAAGUGAUCCUAAAUGUUACAGAGAAUUUGGUGAUCAGAAGAAAAAAAUCAACAAUUUAAAUAUAAAAGGUUGUUUUCGCUUUAACAUUUGGGAUCUUUGGGAGGUGAUACCGUGAAGGGUCUUUUUGUUAGUAUUUUGAAUUCCCUAUAGCAUGUACUGUAGUGCUUACCAUGAUUUUUCAGCACUUUGAUCCUUUUGAUAUUGAUAGCUUUAUAUUACAUAAACAAAGAUAUGGAUAAAACAGCAACAACAAAAGGUGUGUCUUUUUGUGGCUUUGCUCGCCUGUUUGACUUCAUACAGGGCUGGCUUGCAGGCAGUUAAAUAAAGGGAAGGCUUGUGUGCGUAUUGCAAGCUCUGUGUUCUUGCCAGUAUGCAUAGUGAUACUUUAACCUACUGGUGCCUGAAGUUAGUGUUUUACAACCUCAGCAACUGACACAUCCUGGUGCUAUUCACUGUAGCGCUGAGUGACACUUUUAAUUCCUGUACCAAAGAGUUCAUUUUCUUUUUGGUAGACUGAAAGUUUUCCGUCUCACCUCUUCGUGUUUGUAAAGCAGAAAUGAAUGGUAUUAAGAAUAAUUUUUUACCAGAUCUUCUUUUUGCAACUGCUGCUUCAAUUUAGUCUAUUUGAAAUGUCUGUCAUUUAGAAACCACCUCCCCCGCACCCGCCCAGUUAGAGAGAUUAGUAAGGAUUUUAAUUUUAUGUUUUAAUACUCCUUGGCUACUUUAAAAGAUAGUUCAAUGGGUGGUAGUACCUAAAGGUAAUUGAAGCAGUUUUCAUAGUUUUUUGCUUUUAUUUCUGCAACAAUAAAUAAAAGUAGAUUAGAGUUCUACUUUUAUUUCUGUAAAUGAAUGAUAUAACUUAUUGGGUACUGUCAUGAAUACCAAAACAAAUGCUAAAAUGAAGGGUUAAUAAUGGGCCCGUUUUUACUGAAAAUAAAGACGUUAACAUCGCUUUAUGUAUAUUAUCCUUAGUGGCAUUAAAGAGUGAUAUUGCUACUUUGUCCACUUUGCCAAUAAAGAUAAAGAACACUUUUAAAAUGUUCCCAGUAGGAAAUGUAAAUGUACCUUGAUUUAGGCAAAACUACUAAUAGAAAAUUGAACUUUACAGAAAAAUCAAAGUCUGGAUAUUUUUACUCACUUUACAUGAAAAUUUAGAGUAAGAUUAUUUUGAAAACUAAUUCUACUUAGUGGCUCAUUUUCUAAAGGUGGAGAAAAGCACUCAAAUGUAAUUGUCCAAAUGUAAUACUGCUAUGUAUACUAUACUGAUUCCCUAUUUCUUUCUUCUAAACUUUAAAAACACUAUCAUUUGGUAUCCUUAUAACUGAAAUUGAAAUGGUUAUUCAGGCAAGACGGUAACAAGGUAUCCAUAUUCGAAAAGACAAUCAUAUUUUAAAGUGUUUACAUUAUUUUUGAUCAUCUGAAAUUAGUUCUUCCGUGAUGCAGAUGCAAUACAGUAUAUGGUUUUGCAGUGAAUUCUGAAUGGAAAAAAAGAAUCAAGUCUGAAAUUCAUGUGAAACAUGACUUCAGAUCCUAUGAAUGACAGGCAGGGAUCCAAAUAAACAUAUCAGAGGUGAGAGCAAAAAUCUGUUUGAAAGCAGAAUGGGGUGGAGCAGCAUUCUGUAUCUGACUACUCUGCAGCAGAAUUUCCGAGAUUGUGCUGCCGUUGUAUUGGUUCGGAGUAAUUUAACUUGUCUAAGCGUGCUGUACUGUAGCUGAAUCUACUUAUUUUUCAAGAUGCGAGUACUUGCGAAUUGUCCACUAACCACUGUCUCACAGAGAGAAUAUUAAAAAGUUAACAAAAAGAAAAACUACUUUAGCAUAGGUAUAAAGAAGCAGCUAAAGAUAUAAUAGGAACACUUUCUACCGCAGUCAGAGAUACCGAAACGGGUUGCGAGGCUGCCGCGUGGGUGUGGUGGGAGGCUGUGGGGAGGACGGGCACGCGUGGUCGUGCUCUGUGAGCACCUUUCACGUCUCUGGAACUCGUACUUUGUUUGCUUGCUUAAUGGGCAAAUUUAAUAAAUAGACAAAACACGUGUGAUUUCGAGGCUCCUAAACUUUUAACCCCAAAUUCUGUCCAGUAUUAUAUCCUUUUUAAAAAAUUUUGACUUUUCUUAUAAAGAUCUUGUUUUUAAAUUUGUUAAGCAUUUCCUUUUCAUUCAGUGCAUAAGAUGUGUAAAUCUGAGUGCUGAUUUUCUGCAUUGUUUACUAGUUUACUUUGUUACCAGAAGAGCACUUAAAGAAAGUCUUCACUUAUAUUUCUAAUACUAAUUAUAAUAAGAAGAAGAGUGGUGGAGAUAUUUAAGAGUAUAUUGAGAAGAGGGAGGAAGGUGGGUAGAAUGGGAAUCGUAUCUGAAAUGUGCUUGUUUCAAUGUGAAGUCUGCACUGGUUCUUAACAUGAAAAACUACGUAUCUACCUUAAGAACAAUGUUGUUUUUAAUUUAUUUUAGUGAUCUGGUUUUAUUCAUGUAAUAGUCUAUUUUCUUUGCAGAUUGUUUUUAAUUUAAAUUGUGUGGAAUUUUUACUUGUCUUGAAAUGUAUUAUGUACUGUAUUUUUAGAAAUCUUAUUUUUAAAUAAAUAUUUUUUAAAAACAUAA